AUUUGGAUUCGACUGUUGAAAAAAAUUUUAAUUUAAAAACUGGUGUUACUGAAGAGUUUUCCGAUUUGGAUAUUGAUGAAUAUAAUGAAAUAUGGUUUAAUGAAGAUUCAGAUUCGAAUAUU
Molecule: messenger RNA, 122 nt
Organism: Racocetra persica
Lineage: Eukaryota; Fungi; Glomeromycota; Glomeromycetes; Diversisporales; Gigasporaceae
Source: the annotation of a GenBank genome assembly